Penicillium brasilianum is the source of this 3227-nucleotide messenger RNA. The record is from the annotation of a GenBank genome assembly. NCBI's taxonomy places the organism in Eukaryota, Fungi, Ascomycota, Eurotiomycetes, Eurotiales, Aspergillaceae.
UCCGCAUCUCAUCUCGUCCUCAACCACACCUGCUUCCCCUCACUAUCUCAUUUGCACUUCAUUCAACCGUGAGAUUUUCACACCUCAGAUCGGCACUGUUCCUUCUUGAUCGAAAUUCUAUUGUUACGUCACAGGAGAGCAAUAUCAAAUCGACAUCCAUCGCGACAAACGCGGGAGUUGAUGCGGCGACGGCAUCAAGAUGGUGGUCUGCUCCUUCUUUCAGCAGGGGCGCUGCAAGUUUGGUGAUCGCUGCAAGUAUGAACAUCCGGGCCGAGCCACAGCUGGUGCAUCUGGCAAUCGGUAUGGUGCACUCUCUGGUGGAGGGUUUGGAGGUAAGAUACCUUUUUUUCAGAAAGACCCAGGAUCAAUUUCGGACAAGCUGGCCUGAGUUUGUGGCGGAAACGUUUGCCCUUGCUCUGCGCCGGCAAGGUCUAAAGCUCGUCCCGAUCAUCUCCUGCUGUUUAUUUAUUACACCUGCACAGUCCUUCUCUCUACUCUCGCAAUCGCUUGAAUCUGCGAACCUCUGCCUUCCAUCUGGGCAUUCAGCAACUAAACACCAACACCAUGCCUAAAAUCCGGGCCUGGCUUGCUAAGCGAUUCGCUAACCUACGUGGUUCCUUAGGCCAGCGAGCAGGGCCUACCCAGCAAAAUUCAAACUAUGGCGUGACAGCCGACGACAUCAAAGCCGACCUCACAGCCGGGAAGAGUCGACCAGAAUGGGUCUUCUCUUCAUAUGCUCCGACUCGCAAUGUCCCGCGUCAGCUGUUUGGGGGCCCUCAGCGAGAGCUGAGCAUGGAAGAGAUGCGCCUCCGCCACUAUGAAAUGACAGCCGCGGGAAGCAUGGACCAGGCCGUUCAGGAGGCACAGGCUUUGUGGCAAGAAUCCGUGAAUCAAAUGGACUCCGCCUUGAAUGAUCUCGACGGUGCUGUCAAGUACAUUGUCGACGGCGGCAAUGAACACCCCAACCGCAUUGAUAUUACCUCUGGAGCUCAGCAAUCGCCCUUUGGCCAACCCUCGGCUGGUCCAGCUACUGGCGCUUUCGGAACCGCCAAUGCACCUGCUACGGGAUGGGGAAAGCCCUCGGGCUUCGGACAGCCUGCGGCCCUUGGUCAGUCAUCUACGCUCGGACAACAGGGGUCUGCCUUUGGACAGCCAUCAACUGUCGGGCUGUCAUCAGCCUUCGGACAGCCCUCGACCAUGGGCCAGGCUUCGGGCUUCGGGCAGCCAUCCACCUUGGGUCAGGGUUCCGCCUUUGGCCAGCCCUCAACUAUUGGCAGUGCUCAAAGCGCAUUUGGAAAGCCAGCAUUUGGUCAGUCAGGACUCGCACAAGCCGGAAAUACCCAGUCUGCGUUCAGCCAGCCUACCUUUGGCCAGCCCGCUGCUCCGGCGACUGGUGCAUUCGGUGCACCCUCGGGUGCUUCUCCAUUCACACAGGUCUCGCAGAACCAACCCGCUACGGGCUUCGGUGCCCUCGCCGGACCGUCGCCAUUCGGACAGCCACCAGCUCAGCAACAGCCUGCACCAGGAACAGGUGGCUUUGGUCAACCGACUGCGCCAUUCGGACAACCUGCCCAGACCGCAUCACCGUUUGGCCAAGUCCCACAGCAGCAACAGCAACCCGCUGCAGCCGCUCCAUUUGGACAGACAUCAGCCCCAGCUAAUCCCUUCGGUGUCCCUUCUACACAGCAGUCCGCACCCUCGCCCUUUGGUCAGCCUGCCGCUCCACAGGGCGUGAUCGUCGAGAAUGUCAAUGCCGGUCCUCGUGCAUUCAUCAAAAUUGAUGAUCCCAAUGUGUUGAAUCCUCUUCCACAACUGGAGGGUGAGACUCGACGUGAUCCUAACAACAAUCGCCUCAUCAUGUGGAAGGGCCGUCCGGUGAAGUACGUCAACGAUGCCCCCUGCUACCUUCACCCUCAGGACAACAAGACCUACGUUCGCAUUCAUUUCCCAGAUGGCCCGCCAGACGACGCCAGUUUGCGUGAUUCUCAGCCGAAUCCUGAGGAUUACACGCCAGAAAUCGAGGAGAUGUACAAGUUCUUCCUUGAAAACGGCUACUUCAAGGACGGCAUCAUCCCGCCUGUGCCCCCCAGAAGAGACCAUAUCAGUUUCGACUUCUAGUCGUCUUCUGAUGAAAGGAUGCUUUCAUGCAUCUUGUCCGAACAAUGCAUUUGUUCCUUUCGUUUCAUUUUCGUCUCUUUUCUUUCGCCAAGGGACAAAGCUGGGAGGCGUGUCCCUUAGUGAACCCGACACGGUGGAGGCGUUCUCGGUGUUAGGCGGAUUGCAGACACAAAAGCAUUUCGCAAGUCCAGUAACAAUCAGCUAUUAUGACAAUGCAAAUCUACGACGGCUAGUAGCCUGUACAAUGGCUCAAAGCAUUAUUUUCUCAAGAUGUUUCCAUUUUUUUGUCUUUCAGGUUGUAGCGGGUAUCUACCACAAUGCUCCAACAUAGGCUCGUAGUAAACGACCAACAGUUUUCGAGAGCCAGCAAUUCGCUCGGCACUAUAGACAAUCGAUCCCGAGACCCUCCCUGAUUCCAUUGCGGAACUAGUGCAUUUAAGCAGCAAUGGUGACCUCAACCUCAACACCGGCCUCGAUGUUGAUGAUGAUCUGCUUGACGGUCUCGGUGGGGGCGAGGAGGCUAAAGGACAGCAAUUAGCCAGGCUAUUCUUGGCCAUUCAGAUGUUACAUAACGGGUUCAGUGCCCCGCCAUGUCCAUAUUCAAGAAUCCGGGGAAACUUACUCGAUGAGACGCUUGUGGAUGCGCAUCUCGAACUUGUCCCAGGUCUUGGAACCCUCACCGUUGGGGGUCUUACGGGUGGAGAUGUUCAGGGUCUUGGUGGGCAGACGGACGGGGCCCUUGACCUGCAGGGACUUGGAGCGAGCACGGUCGAUCAGCUCCUGGCAGACCUUCUCGAGGGAGGCGACCUUGCGGGAGGUGAGGGUGAUGCGGAUCUUGUGGACCUUCUGUAGAGGGCAUUAGCAAUCUAGAAAGCCUGCAAUCCGCGUGUAUUUGUCGACAGCGACAUCCUCGCGCGCAUCAAUGCGCUAGCGACGGAGUAUCUGCCAAGCGAUUUGACGGGCGGUUGUUGUAGGGUGUCACGUACAGGGCCCUCGCCGAACUCCUUCUCGGGCUUCUGGAAAGACAUCUUGAGUUGAUUGAUGGGUGUUUAGACGGAAUGCCGGUCAAGACCUGAACUGCUGGGCUCGGUAAGGUGAUGAUGGCCGAU